UUCUAAUGUGAUUUCUUUAAUCUCCUUUUGUAGAAUUAGUAUUCCAAACUACGUAGAAAGACGUUCCAAGUUUGCUUUUUGCAUUGAGCUUGGCACAGACGCGAAGGACCGCAUCCCAUCUUACGCUGAAAAACUUACUGCUAACUGCCAAAAAAAGUGUUAGGAGACACUGCUGCACUGAGGAAGUGUUUAAGAGAAAUAAGUCUGUAAAAAUCUGAGGAGAAGAAAGCAAAACAUUCAUCCAGGCACAGGCUUGCCCCCCUUACAAACAUAGCCCAUUCUCGGGCUUCUCUCCCACGUGAUAGCCAUGGAGUAGCUGUUAGCUGCUACUUAAAUCCAAGAGAAGCGUGGGAUUUAGAUUCAGUAACUUGACCACUAGGAAAGAAGAGCGAAGACUACAUGUUCCAAGAUUUCCAACCACGUGUAUGUAAACCAGAGCAAGACUGCCUGAGGGUAUGUGAAGCAGUAGAAAGCCUUUCCUAGGCUUAAGGAACUUUGGAACAUACAGAAAAGUCACAUCCAUCCUUUCUUUUCUGUUUAACGUACAGGAUGUGUUGGUGUUAUCCCAACACAUCCUGUCAGUGCUUUUCCCGCCCCUGGCGCUCGUGUGAAGCACCUGGUUAUUUUACCUACAGCUUGCACUGAGGGUAUCUUGACUGAAGGCUCACAGAAUUUGCAGCUCUAAGGACUGAGAGAAUCUCCUCAGCAUUUUUUAUGGUGUAGGCAUGGAUGUUUCUCCUGUCCUGUCCAGUUUCUUGAACUUGAUAAAGUCUGAAGACUUCAGUAAAUCAAAAAUAGUGUAGAAGUAAGUAUCACCAUGAAAGCUGAGAUAAAAUAUUCUUGCCCUCUCCAUCCCCAUAAGUACAGAGCACAGAGUACUAGAACUUGAGGAGAAAUACGAAUGGAGAAAAACUAAGUUCUUCACCUCUGUAAGCUUUCACUGUCUCAUCCCACAAAGACAGCUAUUUUAUGUCACCUUUAAGGAGCGCUGUAAAGUCUCUGUGAGAGGUUAAUCUUCGCAGCUCCCCUCCCCGUGAUUAAUCUCGUUUUGGGGCGGGAUGGCACGAGUAGAGGCAGAGGCUGAAAGGAGAGGGCUGGGGCGACGAACUCGGUGCUGGGUGUGCGAGAGAAAACGCAGCAUCCCUGUGAACCUGCCAUGCCGUUCCCGGCGCCGGAGGCUGCAGAAGCAGAGCUGACCAGGAUUAGAAAGCGCUGGGUCCCAGGAACAUUUUUUCUCUGAAAACAUUGCUGCUAAAAAGCUCCAAACAGGAGAAGUAAAUCCAGUCAGCUUGUCAGGUCACUGGCUCAGUGUAAAAGUGCUUUCAUGAGGUAACGUUGGGCCAAAGUCAACUUUUCUUUCUCCUUUGUAAAUCUGCAGCCAAGCAAUGGGCCAGAAAAUCUCAGGGAGCAUAAAGUCUGUGGAUGUGAGGGAGCCCCCUUAUAGACCUGUUAAACGAGAGCUGAGAGGCCCGGAUUUUUGCAAGCCCGCCCGGCUGGACAUGUUGUUGGACAUGCCCCCUGCCAAGCUGGAGGUCCAAUAUAAACAUGCUUGGAACAAUGAAGAUCGCUCUUUAAAUAUAUUUGUAAAGGAAGACGAUAAACUGACUUUUCACAGACACCCAGUUGCCCAAAGCACAGAUUGCAUCCGGGGCAAAGUCGGCUACACGAGAGGCCUCCACGUCUGGCAAAUCCACUGGCCCACGAGGCAACGGGGAACUCACGCUGUGGUGGGCGUCUCCACAGCCGAAGCUCCGCUGCACUCGGUGGGGUACACGUCAUUGGUUGGUAGCAAUAGCGAAUCGUGGGGCUGGGAUUUGGGACGCAACAAACUCUAUCACAAUUGUAAAAACCAGCCUGGGGUCACGUAUCCAGUCUUUUUGGAACCAGACGAGUCUUUUGUACUCCCAGACUCCUUACUGGUGGUGUUGGAUAUGGAUGAAGGGACGCUCAGCUUCAUGGUAGAUGGACAGUAUCUUGGAGUGGCCUUCAGAGGACUAAAAGGGAAAAAACUUUACCCCAUAGUCAGUGCAGUUUGGGGGCACUGUGAAAUUACAAUGAGAUACAUCAAUGGACUUGACCCGGAACCCCUGCCUUUAAUGGACUUGUGCCGAAGAUCAAUUCGUUUUGCUCUUGGCAGAGACCGCCUGCAUGACAUAGAAAUUCUACCUUUGCCUCUGUCUCUGAAAAAUUAUUUACAAUAUCAGUAAGAUGUCUAGAACCCUCUGGCCUCACAUUGGACUACAUCAAUGCAAAUGGCAGAAAAUUGUUUACAGCAAAAUAUAAAUCUUCGUGAUGGACACUCAAGUGUUAUUUAAUUUUUAAUAUAUAUUUUUUCUGAAUCAGUGAAAGCAGAUCACUGUGGGGGACUACUAAAGAAUGUGAAAACAUUGAUUUGAUCAAGAUUCAUGUAUUAUCUGUUGCCUGUUAUGUUUACAGUCAUGAAAGCCAUUAUCUUCAGCUGUCAUGUAUUGUUUUUUCAUUGAUGCCUCUGAGAAAUGCCAAGAGAAAAUCUGACCUGCAAGGUCUCCUGUCAUGCAGAACAGAGCAUUCUUCAAUAAUAUAUAUUUUUUUUCUUUGUCUCUCCUAAACCCCACCCCAAUAGAUAUAAUAAGUUAGCAAAGGAAAAAUCUCAAUAAUAACUUUUGGAAAAUGCUUAAAUCUGACCUUAAAUCCCCAGAGCUGUGAAGAGCUUUGAGUGCUCUGCAAUCAAUAUAAUCAGGCCUAUAAUAUCUAAAAGUUCUGACAUUCAAAAAAAAAAUCUAGGCAGAUUGUCUAGAAGAGUUUGCAAUUUAAAAACAUGAGAGGAAAAACUGGUAUAUGUGUCUGAAAGAUCAACUUUUGGACAUGGUAAGUGAAGUGCAGUCUAUUGUUUUCAAAACCAAAUCUAGUCCCUCCAAAGUUUUGCAGUUUAUAACAAAGUGCUCACUAGCCCAAGAAUUUAGGAUAUUUGUAUUUUAGAAAGCUUGUCACUUUUUUAUUUGAAUAAAUUUAUAAUUUUUAUGUGGUAUGAACUCUAAAUACUUGGUUCUCUUUUUAAUGUAUGUGUGGCUAUAAUGUUUAUUUAUCUGUUUAGAGUCUGUGGAGUUCUCAUUUAACUGUUACCCAUCUCGGGGUUACUGAUUUUGUUGUUUUUUCCCCAUCUCCACCCGAAAUGUAUUAAUUUUUCAGGCUCAUCCUGUUUUUAAGAUGCUGCUUUCUUACUUGCAUUUCUUACAUGUUUCAAGUUAUCUGCCCAAUCAGUUAUCUAGUUUUUAAACUGGAAGUUGUUGUUAUGGCAGGAUGUCAAAUGUUUAGACUGAGCUGCCUUCAGCAUAUUUUAAUGUGAAUUUACUGAUGAAUGAGGAGAAAAUUUCUAAUAAAGUCUACUGUCCAAAAUAAAA
This is a messenger RNA of Cygnus atratus (black swan), 3380 nucleotides long. RefSeq names its product splA/ryanodine receptor domain and SOCS box containing 4 (gene SPSB4). The transcript has 3 exons. The record is from RefSeq and is a predicted model, not a curated record. Bases 1386 to 2207 code for a protein of 273 amino acids. Lineage: Eukaryota; Metazoa; Chordata; Aves; Anseriformes; Anatidae. Gene Ontology annotation, cellular component: SCF ubiquitin ligase complex. Gene Ontology annotation, biological process: intracellular signal transduction; proteasome-mediated ubiquitin-dependent protein catabolic process. Gene Ontology annotation, molecular function: protein binding.